Messenger RNA from Mycotypha africana, 225 nucleotides. RefSeq lists its product as uncharacterized. The annotation marks the transcript as partial. The record is from RefSeq and is a predicted model, not a curated record. The transcript has a single exon. Lineage: Eukaryota; Fungi; Mucoromycota; Mucoromycetes; Mucorales; Mycotyphaceae.
UGGUCCCAACUGUCACAACCCAAUCCAUUUUGGAGAAGGCAUUCAACGUUUCGCGAUAGGAAGGCUUUACACCAGACCAUCAAAGCAUAUCGACAAGAGAACUUAGACGCCAUCCUUUCAGCGCCCAACUCAGAGUUGACAAACCAAUCUCGCCCUACCGUUUCUCUUGAACCCAUUCUUUGGCUCACAAUGAGCUUUAUUGACCGUAGUCGCUGUCUUCGUUGA